CAUGUUGGGCUAAGAAACCAUGCUCUGCAUGACAAAAUCUUGCAUCUCCAUACACUGCAGUUUGCGGCUCCCGUGUGGUUCAGAUGGAAAUCCCGGACCUUGCGCAACGACCCCACAUGCGAGCUUUGGCCCCGCUCUGAGCACCUGCUUCGAGUGACUGCGUCACCUACCCGCGCCACCAGCAAGCGCUCAGCGCACAUUCAUCGCAUCUGAACGAGAGCCUUACCACAGGACAUAGUACCGAGCUAUCCAAACCACUGCGUUACCAACCCAUAUCAAACUACACAGUUGCAUACAACUUUACAAGCACAAUGCGGUUCGCUUCGAAAAAACAAACGAUCGAGGGCAUCGACGAGGAUGCCGGCAUCUCCCUCCUGAUUGUCGAGCCCGAGGACAUGUGGCACGCCAACAACCUAAUCGCCAACGGAGAUGUCGUACACGCACCCGCAUUCCGCAAAGUCACGAUGACUACCGCGACAGGCUCCAAGGUCGUCAAGAACGUCCGCACGAACCUGUCAAUCCAAGUCAAGUCGACUUUCUUCGACCCGCUCGCAUCGGAGCUCAAGGUGUCGGGCACCGUCGCCAACGAGAACGACUGGGUCAGUGUCGGUCAGCACCACACCCUCACGCUCAAGUACGAGAAGGCGGACAUCAAGUUCACGAUAUGGAAGAGCGAGGGCUGGGACUCGGUGGCGAAACAGUCGCUGAAGGAGGCGCUGAGCGAGGACCGGCCCGAGGCCAUCGCCGCCGUGGUUAUGCAGGAGGGUCUCGCCAACAUCUGCCUGAUCACUGAGUUUCGGACGAUCGUCAAGCAGCGCAUCGACAGCCCGAUACCGAAGAAGCGCUCGACCGCCAAGGAGUCAUCCGGUGUGAUGUCAUCCUUCUACGACAAGACCCUGGCGAGUCUGCGAAACAACAUCGACUUCAGCAUCCCCCGCACGCUUCUGCUUGCGAGCCCCGGGUUUUCGGCCGAUGAUUUCCGCGCAUACAUGCAGUCCGAAGCCUCAAGGACCGGCGAUAAGGGCCUGCAAAAGAUUGCCAGGGAGGCCGUUGUGGUCAAGUCGACCUCUGGCCACGUGCACAGCCUCAACGAGGUGCUCAAGAGCACCCAGGCGAAGAAGAUUGUGCAGAACGCCAAGUUCGCAACGGAGUCGAACCUGAUGGACCAGUUUUACGACCGUCUGCGCAAGGACGACGGGAGGGCCUGGUACGGCACGAAGCCGGUCGAGAAGGCCGUUGUCGAGGGAGCCGUUGGCCGGGGUGGCGGGGUGUUGUUCGUCAACAACGGCUUUUUCCGGAGCAUGGAUGUUGCCACGAGGAAAAGGUAUGUCGGGUUGGUGGACAAGGUCAAGGACGACGGUGGAGAAGUGAGGUUGCUCAGCAGCGACGACGAAAGCGGCAAGCGGUUGGAGUCGCUGGGCGGCAUCGCUGCGAUCUUGACAUAUCCUAUUUUGGAUCUGGAUGAGGACGAUGAAGAGGAAGAGAUAGCGGCUGACCCUAACGACGGGGACAUGAUCAUCUGAAGCUGCGUGUGUUCUUCGGCGCUGUUGCGCCCGGUCGGUUGACUUCCCAAGGUCCCUUCAAGCCCCAAGACAACAACAACAACAACAACUGGGGUAACCCCCUAACCUCUGCCAUAUCAGCUUGCUGGGUGCCGACGAUGUCCGCACCAGCACGCAAGAGCAGCCCGAUACUCUGGACCGGGACCGAACUACCGUGUCUGACUUUCUACGUGAGAACAUCGGGUGUGAGAAAGUUAUUUGCCAGGAUUGGAGGAUAGGUCAGCACGUCAAACAGUCUAAGAUGACGGUUCCGCGAAGUAGACCCGACAUUCACAGCCUGGAGCGAGUCAUCCAUCUUGUGAGCAUGAAGUCUGCCUUACUUCAAGGUUCGCUUGGCACCUUGGCGAACGGAGUGCGUCGCCCACAAACACGUUUGGUUAGCGUGUGAGUUCA
Messenger RNA from Chaetomium fimeti, 1955 nucleotides. RefSeq lists its product as uncharacterized. The transcript is spliced from 2 exons. NCBI's taxonomy places the organism in Eukaryota, Fungi, Ascomycota, Sordariomycetes, Sordariales, Chaetomiaceae. The record is from RefSeq and is a predicted model, not a curated record. Bases 312 to 1523 code for a protein of 403 amino acids. Gene Ontology annotation, cellular component: cytoplasm. Gene Ontology annotation, biological process: RNA surveillance; nonfunctional rRNA decay; nuclear-transcribed mRNA catabolic process, non-stop decay.